This is a messenger RNA of Anarrhichthys ocellatus (wolf-eel), 6684 nucleotides long. RefSeq names its product cholinergic receptor, muscarinic 4a (gene chrm4a). Gene Ontology annotation, molecular function: G protein-coupled acetylcholine receptor activity; G protein-coupled serotonin receptor activity. The transcript is spliced from 6 exons. The record is from RefSeq and is a predicted model, not a curated record. Gene Ontology annotation, cellular component: synapse; plasma membrane; dendrite. Lineage: Eukaryota; Metazoa; Chordata; Actinopteri; Perciformes; Anarhichadidae. Bases 298 to 1947 code for a protein of 549 amino acids. Gene Ontology annotation, biological process: adenylate cyclase-inhibiting G protein-coupled acetylcholine receptor signaling pathway; G protein-coupled receptor signaling pathway, coupled to cyclic nucleotide second messenger; chemical synaptic transmission.
UUAUACACCUAGUUUCAGCCGGUCUAAUAUGAGGUAUCGUAGAGCUCUGGGUGCCCACCUACAGCUACAAUAUUUUCUUCCUGAUUUAACAACGGCAGGACAUCACUGAUCUGAUGACAGGAGGAGCAUCUCAACGCUAAUAGGCAGUUGAAAAAUUUCAAUGCCCCUUCAUUCACCCUGCCCGGCGCAAAUUCACGUUUACUCACGUCUGUGCAUUGACUUUGUAUGUAAUCUACUCACGCUGAAAAUUUGCACUGCGUCUGGUGUGAACACGGCAUUAGAAUUAAAUUACAGGUCAUGUGCCACUAUGAUGAUGAUGUACACCUCGUAUUUUUAUUUCACCAUGCUUUUAUCUCUUUCUUUCUUCCUACAGGGUCAUCGGUCAUCCAAUCAGCUGACCUGUUUUCCAACACCUCAUGCAACAUGUCCUCUAAUGAUUCAACAUUCUGCUCUCUUGUGGAUGAAGAAGCGGGGGCUGGGAGUUCAUAUAAAGCCCUGGAGAUGUUUUUUAUUGCACUUGUUACUGGAUCUUUGAGCUUUGUGACUGUCACAGGGAAUAUUUUAGUUAUGCUUUCCAUCAAAGUAAACCGCCACCUACAAACUGUCAAUAACUAUUUCUUAUUUUCAUUAGCAUGCGCUGACUUGAUCAUUGGUGCUUUCAGCAUGAACUUGUACACAGUCUACAUCAUUGUUGGCUACUGGCCACUUGGUCCGGUGGUCUGUGACCUGUGGCUAGCUUUAGAUUAUGUUGUCUCAAACGCCUCAGUGAUGAAUUUAUUGAUCAUCAGCUUUGAUCGCUAUUUCUGCGUGACCAAACCCCUAUCGUAUCCGACAAGAAGGACAACUAAGAUGGCAGGACUAAUGAUCGCAGCAGCAUGGAUCCUGUCGUUCGUCUUGUGGGCUCCUGCCAUCUUGUUCUGGCAGUUCAUCGUUGGACAGCGAACAGUGCCACCUGGAGAAUGUUAUAUUCAGUUCCUUUCGAACCCUGCAGUGACGUUUGGGACAGCUAUAGCAGCAUUCUAUCUUCCUGUCAUUAUUAUGACAGUCCUGUACAUCCACAUUUCCCUUGCCUCUAGGAGUAGGGUCUCCAAACACAAACCAGAGAAGAAAGAGAAGAAGGGAAUAAAAACUCCCAGCUUGAUGAAGAGUCACCUGUUAAAGCAGAACAAUAACAAUGAGACCAGUCCUCAGGCCAGUCCCCGCUCUUCUCCCAAACUCAGUCUAGAUUCAACUACCACUGCACUGGAGGCUGUGAAGAAUGGCAGAGUGGAGGAACCAAAACCUGUUCAGGGUCCAGCACAACCCAGUCCAGGACUCACACAGGUGCUAACUCGCACACCGGAGGAAAAAGAGAGCUCCAACGAUUCGUCCACAGCUUUUAUUCCCCCCACCGAACUAAAGGACAACACCAACAAUGAGGUGAUAUCUGAGGCUGCAGCAAAUCCCAUUCCAGUUGCCACGACAGCUGCCAAUCCUGCAGUGUCCAAGAUCAACUGCACCUCAAGGUGGUCCAAGAUAAAGAUUGUAACGAAGCAGGCCGGGGACGAAUGCAUCACAGCUAUAGAGAUCGUUCCCCCUGUAGAGGGAGCCGAGAGACAUUCAAUCCCAAUCAGCCGUCCUCGGACUGUGGCAAGAAAGUUUGCAAGCAUUGCUAGAAGCCAAGUGAAGAGGAAAAGACAGAUGGCUGCCAGAGAAAAGAAAGUGACCAAGACUAUCUUUGCCAUCCUGCUGGCGUUCAUCAUCACAUGGACACCGUAUAAUGUCAUGGUGUUGAUCUCAACCUUCUGCCAGUCUUGUGUCCCUGACACUGUGUGGGCUAUUGGCUACUGGCUGUGUUAUGUCAACUCUACUAUCAACCCAGCUUGCUACGCACUGUGCAAUGCCACAUUCAAAAAGACAUUCAAGAACCUGCUUCUGUGCCAGUAUAAAAAUAUUGGUACAAGAUGAGAUGGAAGGAGAGGACUGAGGAUGGGAUGGAUGGGGAAGGGCAUAAACCACUGCAAGAGCCAGAGGAGGAGAGAGGAAAUAUUGUUGAAAGGUGAGUGGAGGAGAGCUGAAGGAGCUGGAGAAGAGAAAUGGAUGACAGAACUUAAAGGGGUCCAUCUAAAGAGAAGUGGGGGUGAGCAACUCUGGUUUAUUCUGUAAAUGAUUGCCAGUCAUCCCCAUGGUACGAAUAGAUUCAGAGUGGAAUGUGAGUGUAAACCAGUGAUUCUUUAACCUGCCCUGAUCCCUGAUGGAAAUAAUCACCAUGCUGUUAUUUGAUCUAUCUAUGACAGAUGUGUUUCCAGUCUACACUGUGUCACUGCCCUGGUAAUUAUAACAGGCUUUCUGCUGGCUAUCUUAAAUAAGCUGCAAUGAUUCAGACUUGCACUCACACUCAAUUGUAACUAAACAUAAUUCAUAAUAUUAUGCCAUGAAAUAAUGUAUCAAUGCUGUAUGCAUGUUAGUCUCCUCUAUGGAUCAGAUGGAAUGCAUAAAGUAUUGCAAGGUAACUCAAAACGUAUUGCCAUUGAACGCAAAAAACAACAACCUGUGGCCUUUUGGUGGUCAUUGUUAUUUAAGUGUAGGGCUUUGAAAGCAAUUAAACUGGUGGUGAUGUUUAUCUAAAUGUAUAAUUUUUAUAAUGUUUUGAACUGCGAUUCUGAUUGACACUCCAAAUUGUGUGAUUGGUUCUAUAUUAUAGACAAAAAAAUAGAAAUAGAUGAGCUCUACACUGAGAGGAGUGGAGGGAUGACUGGGAGACUUUGACUGCGACUGAAGACCAGGCAAAGGGGAGGAGAGUAAGGAACAGUUGAUAUGGUGGAGGACAGAGGUUUGAAAUAGCAUACCACACACUGUGGCAGCCAUGUUGGAACGCAUCAAUAGCAGCUAAUUGUAGACAAGCUAAUUGUGCUUCUUAACUCUCUCAGAGCUUCUCCUAUUUGAGACAUAUUAGUGCUUUUCCCUAUGACAUCAUGUGAUCAGUUUGUGUUUAGGUCAUUCCAGUUCAUAAACCAUCAAAUAACAAUCUGGUAUGACAACUAUCAACGUCUUGCUUUGAGUGAAUUUGAUUUGCAUACUUGCAUGUUAUAGAACGAUAGAGGUUAGAAACAGUAGUGGCUAAGCUCAGUGUCCUCAAGCAGGCUACUUGCCUAUCGUCGCCUGCAGUUUCAUAGCUAAAGAUGUUAAGUUCUAAAUUCAGAGUAAAAUUAUGAUUGAGGGAUUUCCUAACAGCGCUAACAGAGCUAACAGUGUUUACCUGAGGGGGAACCAGAGGGUGGAUGCUACGUUUAUCACCUGUAACCUCCGUAUGAGAGCAGUGCAGAGUGACCGCCCUGAGCUAGCCAGUAGAGCACGCUCACGUGCACUAACAUGCACUAAAAGCAUGCGACUGGCCGUCUUUGUGAACAAAAAGAGGGGACACUGUGAUAUCAACACACACAGGGAGAGAGACUUCUUUCUCUGCUCAUGUAGACAUUACUCCUCUAUAUCUUUACAUCUUUAUAUAUUUGUUUGAUGAGAUAUUAAUACUCUGAAUUUCUAAUUUAAAACUAGGAGCACAUAUUGUGUUUUAAAAUCAGUCCAGUAGUACGUGGAUUUCUUUGAGGUUUUUCUUUAAUGAGAUUAUUGUGAUGAUAAUCUUAAUGUGGCAUAUUUUGAGAAAAACUAAAGAAAAAUGUUUUUGAGGCAGACAGAGGAAAAAUGAAUGAAAUGUAUUCCUGCUGUUCUCCACCACAGCUGACCGUUAGUGAAGCAUCAUGCUACUGCAUGUGUGUGUUCAGGUCCUCCGUGUUUUAGAUCGACUUUACUAAUUCUGUGGUCACAUCAGAUGGUUGGUUCAGAUUAGGACCGACAUACUGGAUCUCUGAAUGUCCUCUACUGUUUUAUAAUAUUAGAGAAUUUAGUGUACAGCAUUAAGCUAGCUUUUACAGUCACUGAGUUGGUUUGUUUUGCACUAAGCAUGCAAUGAGUUUCUCUUCUAAUGAAAUUCACUUUCUAGCUUCAAAACUAUAAAUACACGAUUUGUAUUGUAUAGUCUAUUGUAUUUGUGUCACUAAAUCCAUCUAAACACACAUUCUUUAACACUUAAUGAAGCGUUUAUGUAUCUCUCCUCCCAUGGUAUAGAGGUAGGGAAGGAACCAAAGACAAAGUAAGAGGAUGGGAGAGAACAUGGGGAGAGAUGCUAAAGAGAAAAUAUCUGGAUGAGAGGAAAUGACUGAGGGAGAGGGUAGAGGGGAUGGGGAAUAGAAAUUUAGGAAAAAGGAAUGAUGAGCUUGUGGAAGAAAAUUAGGCCACAAUGGGAUGCAUUGUUUCAUGCUUUCUACGACAUUGUGCACAUAUUACAUUUUCUGUAGUUCUAAUCACAGCUUUCGUACAGACAUGUAUUGCAUCACAUUGUUUAUUUCUAAACACUAAUCAUUUACAAUAUGGAUAUCACAACAAGUAGAAGAAGUGAAAACAUCUCCCUUUAUUGUCAGUAGUUGUUCUCAGUGAGACACUGGAGACGAGCAGGAACAUUUCACAAGCGUUUGGUGAAUCAUUCUGCUCUUUGCUCUCGUUUAGUCAGAUCAUUUUCACUUGCUUUCUCUCUCUUGUUGGAUUUCUAUUUUUUUGUUUAGCAACAUUAUUGUGGAGCAUUCAUAACCAAAUACAACAAGCAAUUACACUGAAAUUAUAACAUUUUAAGAAAAAUAAUUCUCCGAAAAUAACAGGACAUUUCCAGAUAAUAUAGACUGAACUUUUGUUCUUAAUGUCAGCUGUCCAAGUUGUAAUAACUGCAUAGUGAUAGUACUACUCCACAGUGCAACACCUUCAUCUGCCUUCAUCUCCAUGGAGCCAUGUCCGUCUUCAUCCAGUGUUCACCUGGAUACAAACACAUUUACGAUGUAUGAUCGGAACCCCCGUUCCUCCGACUGUCUCUGUUUUCUGCACCUUAAACUUUUUUCUUCAAGUUCUACCACCAUUUCAACUUCAGAUUUCAUCAUAAAAAAACGUUUUAUUUGUCUUCUCACAAUGAGAAUAAAGCCUGAAUGGACUUGAGAAUGGCUGCUCAGUGUAAAAUGAAGAUAGAGGAGAAAGAGAGUAAGUGGAAAGAAAAGUGAAGCCUGCAGGAAGUGAACAAAGGCAAUCACCAACAGACUUCAGAAAGGAUCAUUAGCUGACGUACUAAACUGACAAGAUUUCAGAACAAAAGGAUGACAGCAGAGUUUAGGGAGAUUAGACUGACUGGAAGAAUGAAAGCUUCACUAGGCACGGUUUUCAUGAGGAGGUCCAUCCAUCAUAAACUGGGCUGUAACAGAGAAGAAUGCCAAACAUUUAUCAAAUUCUUGUACUCUAUGAAACUACUGGUGAACUGAUAUCCUCAAUCUUAUAUUCAGUGCAGAGCCCCUUCAAACUCAACUAAGCGUUUCUCAUUUCCUUGAUAAUAUGGCACACCAAUCAGCAGGAUGACAUUGUUCCAUCAGUGCUCUCUAAAAGCAUUCCAAAUUCAUUUUUAAUAGGAUCGAUAUGACCACUACAGUUAUGAGUAGCUUGGGUUAGGGAACGAUUAAGGAACCUUCAUCAUCAGGGUUAGAAGACCAACUAUCUUAAGCUUGGAGAAUCACCAUUGUCCUGGUUCAGAACAACGUUAGGUGGUCCUGAUGGUCUAGGGUUUGAAGACACAUACCGUCUACUGACCACACCCCCCUGUUUGAGUCUGUGCCCUCCUGUCCUGUCAGCUCCUACCGUCUGUGAGCUAGUGCUGCGCUCAGAAGCCUUCUAACACCACAGUAUUUCAGGGUAGAGGUGUCUUCAGCUCCAUGACUGCUUAUCCCUCUGAGCCCGGCAGAGAGAGCAGAGGUGGUGGAGUGGUGAAGACCCACAGGGAGCAUGGAGAGCUUUGAUGCUGUGGGCGUACAUUAGCUCUGACAAGUAUGAUUGAGGUUCCCUCACCUCCUAUCACAUUGGAACUAAUUGCCUCCCACCUCCAAAGACUUCACAUGAUUGGUUUUCCAUCGUACACCUCUACCAGGAGUUGUUGCUCAUAGCUGGACCCUCAAUACUUUACAUCAACUAAAUUGCUUUCACUGCACCAAAACAUAUCAGAUAUUACCAGAUAAAUCAGUAUUUAUUUUUUUACCUGUCUGUGUUAAGACAACAUGAAACAAUUAAGUGCUUGUGUUAAUUAAGUUUGGCUUAUGUCAUGCUCAAAAUGUGUUCAUAUUCAUCAAAGUUAGUUUUGACAAUGCAAUUAUCUUUUAAAAUCCCUACAACCACAGUGUGUGUAAUCUAUAUUAAAGAUUUGAAAUCCUACUGAGGCGGCUGAUGGCUGAGGCAGUUGUUGGAUUCCUCUCUGUCUACCUUUACCUUACCAGUUCAUCCAGGCACAGUUAGAAAGUAGCAAACAAUAUCUCAGCUCUGUGGCACCGGGGGAGAACAUGAUUGGAGAAGCAGCCACCUUUGGCAGGAGGAGAAACCAUUGGUAAAAAUGUACAUACAAAGGUGACCUUGUUUUCUACAGCAUGAAGGAAAACCAAGAAAAGCAAUGACUUUGCUGAGAACAGUAUUAUGAUAGCUGUUCUCAUCCCAACUCGUCACAUACUGACGCUUUGUUUGACCCAUCACAUUCUCUCUGAGCGUCUAAUACAGACGUGGAUGGGUUACACUGUAGAGUGUCUUCAGUAUUUGAUGGCCUCGGAAUGAGGAUGGGCUGGAUAGAACCAA